This is a messenger RNA of Trichobilharzia regenti, 1374 nucleotides long. The record is from the annotation of a GenBank genome assembly. Lineage: Eukaryota; Metazoa; Platyhelminthes; Trematoda; Strigeidida; Schistosomatidae.
AUGAAAUGUAACAUAACAUCAAGUAAAUUACAGUUUCCAUCAAACAGAACCGAAUACGACACAGGAAGUCAAUGUUCAACACUAUUUGAUUUUUAUUUUACAAAAGAGAACAAACAUUGCGCAAUGGAUUCCCAUGACUUUACAUACUGGGGUAGACGAAUGAUUGAUUUUAUAACACACUAUCUACAAAAUAUUCAUAAAUAUUCCGUCGUACCAAAUGUAGAACCGGGUUAUUUAAGACACCUAUUGCCAGAUCAACCACCUGAACAACCAGAACUGUGGGCUGAUAUAUUUGACGAUGUUGAAAAGUAUAUUUUACCUGGGCUAUGUCACUGGCAGCAUCCUCGAUUUCAUGCAUAUUUCCCUGCAGCCAAUUCAAUGCCAUCGAUCAUGGCUGAUAUGUUGUCCACAGCACUAGGUUGCAAUGGAUUUUCAUGGGCUGCAAGUCCUGCAAUUACUGAACUAGAAAUUUUAAUGUGUGACUGGAUUGGAAAACUUUUAGUUCUGCCAGAAAUGUUUUUGCACAGCAGUGGAAUUGGAGGUGGUGUAAUACAGUCUUCUGCAAGUGACUGUAUAUUAAUAUCAAUGUUGGCUGCUCGUCACCAAGCAGUUGAACGUUAUAAACAUCUUUUUGAGGAGACAAAUUUAUCAGAUUCGAAAAUUGCUGUCCUAUCACGACUUGUAGCCUACACUUCGAAAUUAGCCCAUUCAGCUGUCGAGAAAGCCAGUAUUUUAAGUUUUGUUAAGCUGCGUCAUUUGGAAGUGGAUGAAGACUUUAGUCUUCAAGGUGAAACCUUGCAAAAUGCUAUUAAAGAAGACAAAGCUCUUGGACUUAUUCCAUUUUAUGUUUGUGCUACACUUGGAACAACGUCAUGCUGUUCAUUUGAUCAUUUAAAAUCUAUUGGGAAAGUUUGUCGUGAAAACAGUAUUUGGUUACACAUUGACGGUUCGUACGCAGGAAAUGCGUUUAUUUGUCCAGAAUUUAGACACUAUUUAGACGGAGUUGAAGAUGCAUGGUCAUUCAAUAUAAAUCCAAACAAGUGGAUGUUAGUAGGCUAUGACUGUAGCCUUAUGUGGGUACGCAGUACGAAAGCUUUAACGGAAUGUAUGGUUGUCGAUCCAAUAUAUCUGCAAUAUGAACAUGCUGUUAAAGCAGUUGACUUUCGGCAUUGGGGCAUCCCAUUAAGUCGAAGAUUCAGAGCGCUUAAAUUAUGGUUUGUAAUUCGAAUAUACGGUGCUUCAGGUUUGAGAAAAUACAUUAGAACGUUCAGUGAAACACCAGUCAAUAUUAUUCCGUCUUUCGAAUGUGAGUGGAUCCUUUCAACAGAAUUUUAUGAGGAUCCCUUAGAGUUUAGUUCUAGAAAUCACUCAUGA